This is a messenger RNA of Rhodotorula toruloides NP11, 3585 nucleotides long. RefSeq names its product Sec20 family protein. Gene Ontology annotation, molecular function: SNAP receptor activity. Bases 1 to 3585 code for a protein of 1194 amino acids. The transcript has 6 exons. Gene Ontology annotation, cellular component: endoplasmic reticulum; SNARE complex. Gene Ontology annotation, biological process: retrograde vesicle-mediated transport, Golgi to endoplasmic reticulum. Lineage: Eukaryota; Fungi; Basidiomycota; Microbotryomycetes; Sporidiobolales; Sporidiobolaceae. The record is from RefSeq and is a predicted model, not a curated record.
AUGAGAGAGAGAGCGAGCGAGUUGCCACCGCCGGCACACACGCCAGACCCGGCAAAGGCGCGGUCGCCGCCGCCGCCGCCUCCCCUCCCCGGAGCGAUCCUCGACCUCACAGACUCGCUCCUCCGCCGCUUGCAGGACUUAGAGGACUAUCGGAUCCCGCAGCUGGCGCAAUGCAGGGGCCCAGUCACCUUCCACGAGGAGCUCGCGGCGGGUGUGAGGGCAGAAUUGGCGGGUUGCAAGCGCGACAUUGAGGAGCUCAAGCUUGAGGUGGACGACCUCGACAGGGCCCGGGAACGGGCGGCGGGCGGUGAACACGUCAAGCAGGUUCAGCAGCGACUUGACGGCUGCACGAAGCUGUACCGGCAGGCCGUCGUGACGUCGAAGCGACAAAUUGACGCCUCCGCACACCUGCUCGCUCGGGAGGAAUUGUUCGCCUCGGUCAGCGGAAGGGGUUCACCAGGACCCGGUUCACCUGGAGGAAGCGCGCAGAGGGGCGCAGGACCGAACCAGACCUCCGACGAUGCCCUCAUGUCUGCGACUUCGGACGUCACCGAGGGCUUGCGAAGAACGUUGCAGCUCAUGCAGCAGGAGGUGGACCGGUCACUCGUGACGAACGAGAUGCUUCAGUCUCAAACGCAGACUAUGGAGCUGACCUCGACCCAGUACUCCACCCUCUCGACUCUCCUCCACACCUCAAAAACGCUCAUCACCUCGCUCGAACGCGCCGACGUCCUCGACCGCCUCCUCCUCUUCUUCGCCUUUACUUUCUUCGCCGCCGUCUGCGCGUACAUCUUCAAGAAACGUGUCGUUGACCGUGGUGUACGGGUCGUGGGCGGAUUGGGAGGACUCGUUGCGAAGGGCGGAGGAGCGUUGGCGGGGUUGUCGAAGCGGCAGGGAGCGGGUGGGGCGGACGUCCCUUCGCCGAGCGGGGUCACGGGCGAGGCCAGCAAGGUGGUCAGGAAUGAGGUCAUGGGAGAGGUAGCACGAGCGACUGCCGCUGCAGGUGCGGCUGUCAGCGCUGUCUGGGCGGGCGUCGAGAAGGUCCGCGAGAGGGCUUCCAAGCCGCAGAAUGCCGAAGCGCAGGAGCAGGACGACCGCGAGGCGUUCGAGGACGUCCCGUCGCGAGAAGAGGAGGUCGAGCACGUCGCUGCGCCCGUUCAGGCGCCGCCGUCUCCUUCGGUGGAGCCCGAAGGUCAGGACGACGAGGCGGACGACGAAUUCUUCGACUUUGCUCCGGACGAGCCUUUCGAGAUGCCGACUCCCGUCGACGAUGCAGCAUUCUUCGACGAGCCCGACAGUCCCGUCUACGCCGCCCCGCUCGAAUCCUUCUCCGACGAAGCGCUCGUUUCAUCUUCUGCACCGCCUCUCCCCGCCGAGUCGACUACUAUCGACAUCCCUUCUUCAGCGAUCUCUACACCUUCCGCAGUGCCUGAAGCCGACUUGCCCCAACCCGCCGCCCAACUCCCCCUCGACGAAGUUCCCGAACCUUCAGAAGGUCGCGGGCUCUUCGAACGCGGCGACGCAGACGCGCAUAGCGCUCCGCCUGUGCCGGCUGCGGACGGGGACGAGUUCGAGCCGGUCUUCUUGCGCGAGGAACGCCCGCCGCAGCCUACGAUGGAGCAUGUCGAGGAUGUGUUCGAUGGUGGAGCGACAGAGGAGGUUCUGGACGAGGCAGGAGAGGCGGAGCACCUGGAAGCAGACGAGGAGCUGGGAGUCGCGGGUGAGGACGAGGAAAUGGCUGAGACGGGCGAGGAGGACAAGGUCUUUGACCGCUCGCAGUACGAACCGUUCCGACCGAAUCGUCCAGAUCUCGACGAGCAGCUCGGCGACAUCAAUCGCAUCGUCGAGGGCAACGCGGUACCUCCCGCCGCCUCUUCCGACGAACCAGUCGCAGACCUUCCUCCUUCCGCUUCGCUCUCCACCCUCGACAUUCCCGAGUCGACCACCAUCCCUACGCCUUCCUCUGUUCCCGACCUCGAUACCGGCAUCGACCUCCCAACCGACUACUCCGACAUCGACGAAUCCGCCGCCCCUCUCCACCCCGUUCGCGUCCCUCUCGAGGAGACCGCACCUUCUAACCGCGAUUACGUCGCGAUUGUCCACGAUGCCGAGGAGGCGGAAGAACCGCGAGACGUUGCGGGAGUUGAGGGCAUCACCGUCCCGCUUGAUGCGGAGGAGGUGCACGCCGGUACGGUGCCGCCGCUCGACGUCGAGGAGAGUGGCGGAGAUCCCCUCGCGGUCGAAGAUGAAGCAGGUGUCGAGCACCAGACGGAGCUCCCGAUCGACCUUGCGGCGGAGCAGACGCUCUGGGACGUGGACGAGCAGGACACGCCGGAUGUUGAGGAAGUCUUGGCCGCUUCGGAGCCCCCACAGACUGCGAAUGAGCCGUACGUCGAGGAGGAGCAGGCGAAUGAGGAGGAGUUGCUCGAGCAGAUGUUGGAGCAGCAGAUGGGCUACGGCGGUGGAGUCGGCGCGAUCGCGGCUGCGAACGCGACGGCGCCUCUCGAGGAGGCCGCGAAGGAGCCGGCUGCAGCUGAGCCUGCGGCGGACGAGCAGGAGGAGCCCGCGGCGGAGGACGAGUAUGAAGAGGCGGAGAAGCAGGAAGAGGCGGACGUGGAUUCGGCGGCCGAUGUCUCCAACUCAUCUCCUCUCGGCGAGACCGAAGAGGCCUCUGCGGACGAGGCAAAGACGCUUGAAACAACGAGCGAACCCUCCGCCACCGUCGCCGCUGAAGAACCGACCGUCGCUAAGGCCGUCGAGCUGACUUCCACUCCUCUCGACGAGUCUCCCGCCACGCCUGAACCUCCCGUUCCGACUUCGACUUCUGAACCUGAGCCGGAGUUUGUCGAAGAGCCUGCCGAUAACGGUGUCGAGGAGGAAACGGCAGCUCCCGCUGCGCCGCCGUCUGAAGCGGAGCCGGCUGCGACUGCUACGCCAACGGCCGCUCCUGAAGCACAGUUGGCGGAGCUGUCGGAGCGAAGCGGCGAGGAUGGAGCAGUGGAGGAGGCAGGACAUGCGGAGCUCGAGGCGGACGAGGAUAUCGACGAUGAGGCUUCCUCAGUCGACGACUCCGCCUACGAGACGCCUGACAAGCCCUUCGGCGUCCCAGAUGCGCCUACAGCCGCUCCUUUCCCGCCUUCCGAGCCCGACAUAGUGGAGGAGAUGGUCACCCCAUCUCCGUCAACCCCUGAACCCGCCCCUUCGACCGUCCACCUCGUCACACCAACACCGACAGUGGAAUCAGUAGUGUCGGCACCUGUCGAGACUGAGUUGCCCGUUAGCGACUCGUCAGCAACGGAGGAGGCAGAGCAGGCGGAGCUUGCAGCGCCGGAGGAGGAAGAGGAGGAGGAGCCGGCGCAUCCGUUCAAUUCUACGGAUGUACCUCACUCCGUGAAGCAAUCGCAGGAACAGCUGGAAGUGGAGGACGCAUCGAUUGGAGACGAGACUUUGGCGGACGACGAGUUUGCCGAGGAGUUCGAGGAGGGUGAGGAGGGUGAGGAGUACGCAGACGAGGACGGCGCAUUCGACGAGCUGGACGGCGAUGAGGACAUGGAGGCGUUCGAGGCGCCGCGGGAUGAGCUGUAG